GAGAGAGAAUUUCCAUGGCUUGCUGACUGAAGAAGAAAUGACGAUGUUCCUCCAGAGGCGAGACAUGAUCCUGUCUUAUCUUGAGAAGCUGGUGGAUUGUCGAGGAUAUCACAGUGCGGUUCUGGAGAGCUGAACGGCUUUGAAUUACCACGAAGACCCCCUGCGAAUACCCGAUCACAGUUUGAAGAUUGCCCGUGCAGAGGCGAAUAUCGGUCAUCGUGGUUCAAAGAUGGCCCAUGCAGAGACAAAUACCGGCGAACGCAGUUCGAACUUCAACAAAGAUUGUGCAUGCCGAGGAAGCAAACGUGCCCCGAGAUCUACGUCAGACUCUGCAUCUCGCAGAUUGGCGAUUGUGUUUCGAACUGCAACAAAGAUUGCGCAUGCGGAGGGGUAUCGAACGUGCCCCGAGAUUUACAUCAGACUCUGCAUCUCGCAGAUCACCGAUCGCAUUUCGAACUUCAACAAAGAUUGCGCAUGCGGAGGUAUUGAACGUGCCCCAAGACCUAUGUCAGACCCUGCAUCUCGCAGUUUGCCGAUCGCAUUUCGAACUACAACAAAGAUUGCGCAUGCCAAGGUAGCAACCGUGCCCCGAGACCUGCGUCAGAGUCUGCAUCUCGCAGACAGUUCUUUGUUCUGCAAGCAAGCAUCCGAACUUCACGGGGGCGAAGAAUGGCUUGGUUGGAGGGGAAAGAGUGACCGGUCGUCAGGUUAAUGUCAAACGCAGUUAGAUUCAUCCAGGUUCUGGCCGUAAUUGCAGUCAGAUUCAUCCAGGUCUGACCGUAAUUGCAGUCAGAUUCAUCCAGGUCUUACCAUAAUUGCAGUCAGAUUCGUCCAGGUCUGACCAUAAUUGCAGUCAGAUUCAUUUAGGAAAGUCCGAGUGAGAGUCUGCCCUGAGAGUGCUUGACAUAUCGAUGGGCAAGUCUAUCCCAAGAGCAGCUUUUUUUUUUUGUUUUUUUUUUUUUUCCCCCCCUCCCAAAACUGUAAUCGAAUGGAGUGAAGACUCUGUGAAGACUCUAUGAAGUGGGUGUGAAGCUAUGGACGGGCAGGGGAGAAAAAUUGCCGGAAGGAGAAGAGAUACGGUGGAGGCAGAGAUUGCCAGGACUGUUGAGCGAAAAAGAUGACAGGAGAGAAUAUAGCAGAGAUAUGUAUGUAGAGAAUAAAGCAGAGAUAUGUAUAUAGCUGAUAGUCUGAAAGUCGGUGGAGAUAUGUAUAUACUAUAUAUGUGCGAGAUGUAUCGUCAAACAGAACGGCGAGGUAAAACCGUAGGCACAGAGGGCCAAGAGGACAACAAACGACAGCUGAGACA
This is a messenger RNA of Chara braunii, 1306 nucleotides long. The record is from the annotation of a GenBank genome assembly. NCBI's taxonomy places the organism in Eukaryota, Viridiplantae, Streptophyta, Charophyceae, Charales, Characeae.